AUGACGACCUUUUCGCGCCCCGUUGCCUCGAGCAUCGCCGGGGUUGAAUUUACCGUCUACUCCGAUGAAGAGAUUAAAAAGCUGUCGGUGAAAAGAAUUCACAAUACUCCGACCUUGGAUUCUUUUAACAACCCAGUUCCUGGUGGUCUCUAUGACCCUGCAAUGGGAGCAUGGGGUGAUCAUGUGUGUACUACAUGUCGUCAAAAUUCUUGGUCUUGCACUGGUCACGCUGGUCACGUUGAGCUUCCUAUUCCCGUUUACAAUGUCACGUUCUUCGAUCAUAUCUAUCGCCUUUUGCGGGCUCAAUGUGUGUACUGUCAUCGCCUGCAGAUGUCUCGCGCAGAGGUCAACAUGUACACUUGCAAGUUGCGCCUGUUACAAUUCGGCCUCGUCGACGAAGUCGCCAUUGUUGACUCGAUGGGAUCUGUCAAGGGAGCUACAUCCAAACCUGGCAAGGGUGGUAAGGGCGACGACUCUGAGGAUGAGGAAGAUGAUGAAUCUUUCAUGGAAAAGCGGGUAGCCUACGUCGAUCGGGCUAUCAACCAGGCCAAGAAAGAUGGAAGACUUGUUGGCUUAAUGGCUGGCGCAAAGAACCCAAUUGCUGCAGAGCAGAGAAGAGAGCUGGUCAAAAACUUCCUCAAGGACAUCAACAGCAACCGGAAAUGCAGCAACUGUAAUGGUAUUUCUCCUUCUUACCGAAAGGACCGCUACAACAAGAUCUUUAAGAAGGCGCUCCCCGAAAAGUCGAAAUUGGCCAUGCUGCACGGCGGAUUCCAGGCCCCCAAUCCCCUGGUCCUACUCGACUCCGAAAACAAGGCUGCCAAAAAGAAUGGCACCCGCUCUCAGAGUGUAGUGUCAGAGGUACAUGGUGCGGAGGAAGAAAUCCUGCGUGGUGCUGCCGUUACAAACCAGGCAAGCUCUUUUGGACAGGAGUUUAUGACUUCAUCUGAGGUCUACAGCUGUUUGAAGCUCCUUUUCGCCAAGGACGGCGAAGUUCUGCAACUCGUCUACAAUGGACAGCCUGUUUCAAAAGGAGCUAAGGUCGUCAGUGCGGAUAUGUUCUUCAUCAAGAACCUCAUUGUUCCUCCCAACAAAUACCGCCCGGCUGCCGCCCAAGGCCCGGGUGAGAUUAUGGAAGCGCAGCAGAACACCGCGUUCAACGCGAUCAUUAAGCAGUGUGACUUGAUCAACCAGAUCAGCAAAGAAAUCCAGAACAAGGACGAGGAAGAGAUGGCUAUGACCCGUGUACGGAACUACGGCGAUCUCCUCCUGGCAAUUGUUGCCCUUCAGGACCAUGUAAAUGGGCUGAUUGAUAAGGAGCGAACUGCUGUUACAGGGUCGGCAGUCGCAUCAUUGCCCAACGGUAUCAAGCAACUUCUGGAGAAGAAGGAGGGAUUGUUCCGAAAGAACAUGAUGGGUAAGCGUGUCAACUUCGCUGCUCGUAGUGUCAUUUCGCCCGACCCAAACCUUGAGACCAAUGAAAUUGGUGUUCCACUCGUGUUCGCGAAGAAGCUGACUUUCCCGGAACCUGUGACAAACCACAACUUCUGGGAGUUGAAGGAGGCUGUGAUCAACGGACCCGACAAGUACCCAGGUGCUGCUGCGAUUGAGAAUGAGAACGGUCAAGUUGUCAACUUGAAGUUCAAGAGCCUUGACGAACGUACAGCACUUGCCAAUCAGUUGCUGGCACCGUCAAACUGGCGUCAGAAGGGAUCACGGAAUAAGAAGGUCUACCGUCAUCUUACCACCGGUGAUUACGUCCUGAUGAACCGUCAGCCGACACUUCACAAGCCCUCUAUCAUGGGUCACAAGGCUCGUGUGCUUCCUAAUGAGAGGACUAUUCGCAUGCACUAUGCCAACUGUAACACCUACAACGCUGAUUUCGAUGGUGACGAAAUGAACAUGCAUUUCCCCCAAAACGAGCUUGCCCAAGCAGAGGCCCGCAUGCUUGCUGAUGCAGACCACCAGUACCUUGUCGCCACGUCCGGCAAGCCAUUGAGAGGUCUUAUUCAAGAUCAUAUUUCUAUGGGAGUCUGGUUGACUUGCCGUGAUAGUUUCUUCGACGAGGAGGAUUACCACCAACUUUUGUACAACUGCUUGAGACCCGAGAAUUCACACAUUGUUGGUGAUCGCAUCCAACUAGUGGCUCCAGCUUUUGUCAAGCCCAAGUACUUGUGGACUGGAAAGCAGAUUAUUACCACAAUCCUCAAAAACAUUCAGCCCCCGCAGCGUGCUGGUCUCACCCUCAAGGGCAAAUCCUCCACCCCUGCUAACCGAUGGGGUGAGGGCAGCGAGGAGGGUGAUGUUAUUUUCAAGGACGGAGAAUUCUUAUGUGGUAUUCUCGAUAAGAAGCAACUUGGACCGACUGCUGGUGGUCUGAUCGAUGCGAUCCACGAAGUCUAUGGCCACACAAUCGCUGGAAAGCUGAUGAGUAUCCUCGGUCGCCUGCUCACUAGAUUCUUGAACAUGCGCGCCUUUACUUGCGGUAUCGAUGAUCUUCGACUGACCAAGGAGGGUGAUCGUCUGCGCAAAGAGAAAUUGAGCACCGCUGCCCAAAUGGGUCGUGAGGUUGCUUUGAAGUAUGUGACGCUUGACAAGGUCUCUGCGGCCGACCAAGAUGCCGAGUUGAACCGUCGACUUGAAGAGGUGCUUCGUGACGAUGAGAAGCAGAGUGGACUGGAUAGUGUUUCCAACUCUCGCUCUGCCCUGCUUUCUUCAGAGAUUACCAAGGCUUGUCUCCCUACAGGUCUUGCGAAGCCCUUCCCCUGGAACCAGAUGCAGUCGAUGACAAUUUCUGGUGCCAAGGGUUCCGGUGUCAAUGCCAACCUGAUUUCUUGCAAUCUGGGACAGCAGGUUCUGGAAGGUCGUCGUGUACCGGUCAUGAUUAGUGGUAAAACUCUGCCAUCGUUCCGAGCUUACGAAACACACCCUAUUGCCGGUGGUUAUGUCUCGGGUCGUUUCUUGACUGGUAUCAAGCCUCAGGAAUACUACUUCCACGCUAUGGCUGGUCGUGAAGGUCUGAUCGAUACCGCUGUCAAGACAUCCCGUUCCGGUUAUUUGCAACGUUGUUUGAUUAAGGGUAUGGAGGGCUUGACUGCGCAGUACGAUUCCUCUGUUCGCGAGGCAUCGGAUGGAUCCAUCGUCCAGUUCUUGUACGGUGAAGACGGUCUCGACAUCACCAAACAAGUUCACCUCAAUGAUUUCGGUUUCCUUGCCGAGAACCACGAGUCAAUUAUGGAGCAAGUCCAAGCCCACUACCACAGCACUUUGGCAAAGGAUGAGGUUUCGACAUGGCACAAGGAUGCAAUGAAGAAGGUUCGGAAGACCGGAAAGAUCGACGCCAUGGAUCCUGUCUUGUCCCAGUAUCACCCUGGAGGUUACCUGGGCAGUACAUCCGAGGCGUUCUCCCAGGAACUGAAGAAGUACACGGACGCCAACCCGGACAAUCUCUUCAAGGAUAAGAAGAAGGAACUCGACGGAGUCGCCAAGUUCGUCGGUGACUUCCAGAAGAAGCUGUCUAAGAAAUCCUUCGAUGCUUUGAUGAACAUGAAGUACAUGAAGUCUAUUAUCGACCCUGGUGAGGCAGUCGGUAUCAUGGCCGGUCAGUCCGUCGGUGAGCCGUCAACACAGAUGACCCUGAACACCUUCCACUUGGCUGGUCACUCCGCAAAGAACGUCACACUGGGUAUUCCUCGUCUUCGUGAAAUUGUCAUGACCGCCAGUGCUUCGAUCAUGACACCCACUAUGACUCUUCUUCUCAACGACGAGCUUCCUAAGGAACACGCAGAGAAGUUUGCCAAGGCUAUUAGUAAGCUCAGCAUCGCUGAGGUUGUCGAUAAGAUCCAGGUGAAGGAGCGAAUCGGAGCAGGUGUUGGCUACUCGCGGGCCAAGAUCUACGACAUUGAUGUUACCUUCUUCCCUGCUGACGAAUACACCAAGGAGUAUGCUAUCGAGGUUAAGGAUUUGCAGAACGCCUUGCAGAGCAAGUUCAUUCCUCGCCUGGUGAAGCUCACCAAGGCCGAGCUGAAGAAGCGAAACGAAGACAAGACUGGAACCAAGUCCUCGACUGCCCAGCCUGAAAUUGGUGUCUCGGUUGGCAGGAUCCAGGAGGCCCCAAGUGGCCCUGACCGUGAGGCCGAACCCGCCGAGGACGAUAAUGAGGAUGAUGAGGAUGAUGCCAAGCGUUCCCGUGGAAGCAACAACCGAAGCAACCAGGUCUCAUACGAGGGACCGGAUGAUGAUGAGAAAGACAUCAUUAGACAACAGGACAGUUCGGAUGACGAAGACGAGGAUGAGAACACACAGACCUCCAAAUCAACCCGCGAUGUGCGAAUGGGCGACGCUGAAGACUCCGACGACGAGUCGGAGGACGAGGACAGCACCACUCGCGAGGACGACGUCAAGGGCAAGUUUGAGGAGAUUACCAAGUUCAAAUUCGACCCCAAGAACGGCACCUCGUGCUCCAUCCAGCUGCAAUACGACAUUGAGACACCCAAGCUUCUGCUUCUUCCCUUGGUCGAGGCCGCAGCUCAUCACGCUGUGAUCCAGUCUAUUCCCAGCAUCGGAAACUGUGUCUUUGUUGACGGCGACGAUGUGAAGGGAGAGCCUGCGACUGUCCUCACUGAUGGUGUCAACCUGCUCGCUAUGCGCGAUUACCAGGAUAUCAUCAAGCCGCACUCCAUCUACUGUAACUCCAUUCACGACAUGCUGCACUACUACGGUGUUGAGGCUGCUCGUGCCACCAUUGUUCGUGAAAUGGACGCCGUUUUCAAGGGUCACAGUAUUUCCGUUGACAACCGUCACUUGAACCUGAUUGGUGAUGUGAUGACCCAGUCCGGUGGAUUCAAGGCCUUCAGCCGUAACGGUCUGGUCAAAGAUUCCACCUCGGCCUUUGCUCGUAUGUCUUUCGAGACUACAGUGGGUGCUCUCAAGGACGCCGUGCUUGAGAGAGAUGUCGAGAACCUGAAGGGCCCCAGUGCCAGGAUUGUUGUUGGUCGCGCUGGUACCGUUGGAACCGGUGCCUUUGACGUCCUUGCUCCUGUUGCAUAG
Penicillium odoratum is the source of this 5049-nucleotide messenger RNA. RefSeq names its product DNA-directed RNA polymerase I core subunit RPA190. NCBI's taxonomy places the organism in Eukaryota, Fungi, Ascomycota, Eurotiomycetes, Eurotiales, Aspergillaceae. The record is from RefSeq and is a predicted model, not a curated record. The transcript is spliced from 4 exons. Gene Ontology annotation, molecular function: DNA binding; DNA-directed RNA polymerase activity. Gene Ontology annotation, biological process: DNA-templated transcription. Gene Ontology annotation, cellular component: RNA polymerase I complex. The coding region runs from base 1 to 5049 and encodes 1682 amino acids.